Messenger RNA from Symbiodinium sp. CCMP2592, 393 nucleotides. The record is from the annotation of a GenBank genome assembly. NCBI's taxonomy places the organism in Eukaryota, Dinophyceae, Suessiales, Symbiodiniaceae.
AUGGCCCUACCCUUCGGAUUUACGCCUUUGGAGGCGCAGACCUACUUGAUCCUGACCAUCUGCUGGGUCAGUAUCGUGGUGGUGAACCAGCUCGAGCAGCCCUAUGCGAGGUCACUCGUGCAGUGCGACGUCCCCGUCAACACGACUGAAGGUGCCGAGUUUUCCGGAUCGCAGUACUGCGGGCACCGGCUUCACGUGAUUGGCGCAGGGGCAGAGAUCUCCGGAUGGGGGCAGAGCCUGGAGAACGUGGGCCGUGUCGCGAUCACUCUGUUUGUUAGUGGCUUCGCCGACUACGGGCGCAAACGCGCAGCCCUUGUCGGUCAGUUUCUGAUCACGAUGUCCACAGUCCUGCUCUUUGCCUGCAGACAGAAACGGAAUUCCAGCACGGACUAG